Molecule: messenger RNA, 1765 nt
Organism: Pomacea canaliculata
Lineage: Eukaryota; Metazoa; Mollusca; Gastropoda; Architaenioglossa; Ampullariidae
Exons: 8
Coding region: 268-1323 (351 amino acids)
Source: RefSeq, a predicted model, not a curated record
UUUACUUCCGCCGGAGACUCACAUUUUGAAGCCACGUAUCGUAUGUACACUUCUGCACAACUGACAGGGCUACAGGGAAGGAAAUUGUCUUCCUGAAAUACUGAAAAGAAUUUUCAACGCUCAAACCAGCCAGCACAUUCAGCAUUGCAUGAAAAAAUCAGGAAGUAUACUGCGAGACACAUUUAGCUUUUUGACAAGAACAUUAAGUGUUUCUGGACAUCUUGCUAGUUCCGGCUGUUUGAACAAAGAAGGAAAGUCUGACCUGAAAUGAACUUGGUGACAAGGAUGUUGCUUCUUCUAGCCGUUUCCAGUUCCCUUUCAGCAAAGACUAGACGACAGUCACAUAGGACCUACAAUAACAGGAUAUUUAAUUCCAGGAAACAUCAAGAAAGGAGAGACCCGCUCUCACUGCCAGAUGCAGGAUCUUGCAACGUCAACAUUUUCUGUUAUUGGCCAUGUGACAAUAUUGUUUAUCAGAUAUAUAAUAAGGUUUGCGGCAGCAGAAAAGGUUGCAGAUGUGACGUGUUGGUGUUGAAGACAUUGUGGUCAGAGCGCUGUGACUGUAGGAAGGGCUCCUUUGUCUCAAGAAGCACCCCGGGUACUCCGAGUACAUCGAGUUCAACGAGUACACCGAGUACACCGAGUACACCGAAUACCACUGUACUGACUGCAGCAGCUGGCACGCUGGUGGGAACAGCGGCCACCAGUCGGACUUGUGUAAUAAUUGGCAUUGUCUGCGCUGUUGUGGCAUUCUUUCUUGGAGUGAUCCUCAGCCUUGCUGUGGUCUUCUUAAGACGAAAAAAGGCCAAUAGACAGCAUGAAGAACCUUCUAGGGAAAAUGAAGUGAGUGAAAUAAAAGCACAGCUAAAAGAGGCGUCAGACCACCGCGAGGAUAUUCACACCUAUUAUUUGAGAAAGGAACCAGACACGUCCAAUGACAACAAAUCUGUUAUCGAAUCAGAGACCUCUCCUGAUGUCCUUCCUAAGAAAGAAGAUUCGGAUGCCGGCGUGUGCUGCCAUCUUGGUGUUGUCAGUGAAGCUAAGACUAGAGAAAACACAUCUUUAAUGUCGCCAGACCACGAUACUGCAGAUGAUAGUAGUUGUACUUCUUCGGGAGACGAAGACGACUACACGUGUUUGAGAGUCACGAUGCCCCAAGCUGCAGGCUCCCUGGAACGUAAUGAGAAUAUUUAUUUUGAGCUAGAACCUCCCAGCGCCCUGGAAAGGGAUGAGACUAUAUAUUUUGAGCUAGAACCUACCAGCGCCAAUGGUCGAGACGAAUCGGGUGAUGAUAACAGCAAUAGGAAUGACCAUAGCUAUUAAGAUUAUAAUGCUAAUAUAUGAAAAUACCUCAUCGACAGUGAAACUCGACACCAUCAAGCAAAGACAGUUACUGCUGUCUUUGAGAUCAUAAUUAUUUGUAUGUCUCUGUGUUUAUAUUUUAAGCUCCUUGAGACUGGAUGAUGCUGUAGAAAGGCUCUAUUGAAAUAUGCUUUAUUAUUAUUAUUAUUAUUAUUAUUUACUGGCAGUGUUGACUACGAGCUAAAUUCAUGGGCGACAAAAAUCCACCUUAGCAGGUUUUUUUUUGCUGUAGUUAGAAAUAAUCCAGGUUUAUUUCUUAAAGAAAAGAAACAAUAAUUUAUCUUCAUACAUAUACAUAGAUAUUGCGCUGGUUUACUUUCACUAACUCUUAAAUACAAAUCUGAUUCUUACUGUUAAAGUUAUUCUUCCAUGCACUUUGUUAAUAAACUUAAACGUUCUUAGA